Molecule: messenger RNA, 2286 nt
Organism: Phytophthora nicotianae INRA-310
Lineage: Eukaryota; Oomycota; Peronosporomycetes; Peronosporales; Peronosporaceae
Exons: 1
Coding region: 10-2124 (704 amino acids)
Source: RefSeq, a predicted model, not a curated record
CAAGUCAAGAUGCUGAACUCGAGACGCGCUCGAGUGCUGCCGCCGCGCCAGCCGCAACGACUGAUCUGGAGCCGCGCAUCAGACUUCGUGGCGUGGUUGGGCCUGGGCCCCAAUACCAACCCCGAAGCCUCCGGCCAGCAGCAGACACAGCCACCCAAAUCCAGGCAAGCACCAACGUCAUCUCCGUCGCCUCCCAGCCGCUUGGCUGUCAAGCGCGUACUCAGGCCGCAGCCUCCCGCCGACAAUUCGUUCCCGACUUUCCAGCGCUCGUUGGAGUCGGGUAAGCGCAAGGCUGCGGCCCACGCGCUCGGUCGCUUUUCGUUAGAAAUCAAGCAUGUUCCUUCAUCUACGCAGCUACUGGACGCUUGGCAGGUUGUUUCGCAGUGUCGGCCAUUCGUAGUGGACAGUGAAAAACCGCUUCAAGUGCGCCUGGCAACGGCGGCGGAUGUGGGCGAUAACCGGCCUUGGCUGCUGCAGAUUGUGCCUGCCGACGCCUUUGCGCAGCUCUCAGUCGACAUUUCCACACGCUCGAUGUUUGUGGGCUCCACAGGUCCUGACCUGGACGCGGACGUUGUGGUGGCCAAUGAGGCGCUGAUGGUGGGUAAUCUGGUCAAAGCUUUCCACCAAAUGAAUGAGCACAAGCUGGCGGUGGCAUUCUUUGAAGCCUACGACCGCGACCGGAGAGUGUGGCUGCAGGAGCAUCAGCUACGCCAAGCAGCCAAGGUGCUCGACGACGACAUUAGUUAUGCAGACGACGAAGAUGAAGCUGAAGUGGAGGCGAAAGAGAAACCGGUACCGAUCGAACACGUCACUCAGUUGCCACGCGCUGUAUACUCGUGCUAUCUUCGCUCCCUGGCUACUUUGAAGCAGACGAAGAAGAUUGUGCGGCUUUUUGAGAACGAUGAGCACCAGCUCGAGAGAAUCUGCAGUACCGUUCCCAACUUGCAGUUGCUUCUCCAUGCCUGUUACAGCGAGAAGAACGGGGAGCUGGCAAGACGCGCGAUUGACACGAUCACUCAUUGUUCUCCUGCCGCCGUCAUUCCACUGGGCUGCUAUGAACUCGCCAUUCGAUCCAACCUACGCGAUCGCAAACGUGACGAGCGAGAAUUGGUAACUGCGAUUCACCUGGCUAAAGCACUGCAGAACGAUGGAGGCUACACGUUGAAACCCGACAUUUGGAGCGGCCUGAUCAAGGUCAGCUUGAAUAUGAACCGUCCAGACCUCGCACUCGAAGUCUUCAAAAGUUACCCACGCCACUGCAUACCUGAAUACCAGACUAACUUCCGCCAGGUGCUGCGUGCAGCCUGUCGCUUCACAGAUUCGACUGCGCUGGAUAUGAUGCACUUCUGCUGGGCCAACUACGGCAGUGAAUCCUCCAAUGCGAAGACGCUAUUGGAAGAUCGAAAAGCGUAUCAUGAUACCAUUUGCCUCAACAAUCCGGAUACUAGAGGACUGUCACUGGGGGAUGCAGUUCUGGCAUCGACGAUUCCUGUUUUAAACAAGGAGGCUGAGAUCGAGUUGCUCAAUAUGAUGCUGUGGGAAAUGCUCAAGCACCGACACGCCGUGCCGUCGCUCGUGCAGGUGCUGGAUAUCAUGGAAGCCACUCGCUCGAAAGGUGGUGCAGUGGCCUUACGGCAAACUGUGCGAGUUCUGUUUGAGUACGACAUGAAGAAGAUGUCGCCUCACGAAGCCGUGGAGGGCUCUCUGAAGUUCUGGGGAGAGCGCUCUUCAGUGCUAAGUGGUCAGGGAUUUCUGGUGUAUCUACUGCUGGAGGAAUGCAUUGAACGCCACUGGGAUGACGAAUGCGAGUUCUUGGUGGACUAUUUGCUGGAACUUGGCGUGGCCCGCGUGCCAGUCAACACGAUCGUCAAGAUGAUGGGAAACAACGAGAUCCGCGGACGGUUCGAAGCGAAUGCUCGUAUUGGUGAAAAACUCCUUGAAAGACUCUCGCAAACUAACCGCUCGAAGCUGCGCGACGACUUUUAUGAGCGCUACCUCAUGAGCUACCUCCGUCUCGAACAAUUCGACAAAGUGAGUGAGCAGCAUACCAAGCUUAAUCUUGAAAAGCGUUACCCCCACAACGAGGUGAUCCGGACAAUUGUUCAAGACGCAACUACACAAUAGAAUAGUGGUCGUCAAUAGAAAAAAGAAGAAGAUUGGUGUUGAUCUUUUUUCAUGUUGGUAACUUCCUUUUGCUACCGUUGUUGUUGUUUUGAUAAAUAGUUUUUUGCGUCUCGCUACAGAGUGCAGUACGGUGAACUAAUGGCGUCCGACACUACACCUGAC